AUGCUCUUGGCGAAAGGACAGCCAAGGACAGCCCAGCAUGUCCGUGCACGAUGGGUCGCCACAGUGGAGCCUGGACAUGAUGACGUUUUGGAAGACUACGUCAUCUCCAUUGACCAGAGUGGGAGUGGAAAAAUCUUGGCACUUACCAAAGCCAGUGAGUUUUCCGGCAAGGUUGAUUUGCAUCUGCAGAAUCAUCUGCUCAUUCCAGGCUUGAUAAAUGCACACACCCACACCCCCAUGUCUUUGCUCAGAGGAUAUGCAGAUGACCUGCCAUUGAACGAAUGGUUGUUCCAACACAUCUUCCCGACAGAGGCCAGGUUUGUAUUUGAUGCCCCACUAGAGGAAGCUGAGGAGUUCGUGCGGUUGGGAUCAGAGCUUGCCUGUUACGAGAUGCUGAAGACAGGGACGACGCUCUUCAAUGACAUGUAUUUUCAUGGUGAUGUGACGGCCUCGGUUGCCCGGAAGGCCGGCAUGAAAGCAGUCCUCACUCAAGCCGGGCUUUUGUAUUUCGGCGAUGACGUACGUUUCAGUGGGCUCGUUGAAUCGAACGUUAAAUUCUGCUCCGAGCUUAUCUCGUCAAAUGAUGUCGCUAUACGGCCUUCCUUGCUACCCCAUUCCGUGUACAUGGUUCCAGAGGGAAAAUUGCAAGAGGUGAAUGCGGCGUACAACGCAGCAUGUGCGGAAGCGCAUGUGGUCAUUCACACACACCUGCACGAAACGAAGAAGGAAAUUUCUGACGUGCUGGAGCAAACGGGAAAGUCUGCUCUUCAGAUACUGGAUGGCCUUGGCAUGCUCAAUAAGCGCACGGUGGCGGCACACUGCGUUUAUAUGACAGACGAGGAGAUUGCGCUUAUGGCUAAGAGUGGCGCCAGUGUGGCGCACUGCCCCAGAAGCAACCUGAAGUUGGGUUCUGGCAUUGCGCGCGUAGCUGACAUGCUGAAGUCAGGCGUGAAUGUCUGUCUUGGAACCGAUGGUGCAAGCUCCAACAACACUCUGGACAUGAUGACAGAGAUGCAGUAUGCGUCGAUGAUUGCAAAGGGAGUGACUGGAGAUCCCACGGUGUUAUCAGCUCGGGAAGUUUUGGAGAUGGCGACACUCCGCGGUGCCCGAGCUCUUGGACUGGAAGCCAAGACAGGAUCCAUCAAGGUUGGCAAAGCCGCAGACCUUGUGGCAGUUCACCUGGGCGGCUUGGAGACUGCCCCCAUCUACGAUCCCCUGGGUCAACUGGUCUACACCAAUAGCCGCCACGUCAGCCACGUGUGGAUUGAUGGCAAGUGCGUCGUGCAAGAUGGCACCUGCCUCACCCUCCGCUCAAUGGACUUGGCUGCCAUGGACAGGCUUGUGUCCAAGCUUCGUGAUUUCCGCAAAACCUUGCCGUCUGCAACCUGA
Molecule: messenger RNA, 1389 nt
Organism: Symbiodinium pilosum
Lineage: Eukaryota; Dinophyceae; Suessiales; Symbiodiniaceae
Source: the annotation of a GenBank genome assembly